Molecule: messenger RNA, 1263 nt
Organism: Sipha flava (yellow sugarcane aphid)
Lineage: Eukaryota; Metazoa; Arthropoda; Insecta; Hemiptera; Aphididae
Exons: 3
Coding region: 1-1263 (420 amino acids)
Source: RefSeq, a predicted model, not a curated record
AUGGAUCCUGCCGCUAUUAAUGAAUUAUUAUAUGCCAGUUCAGACGAUGAAAGUUUUAGCGAAAAAAUACUGCUUUUGUUUGUGAUACAUGCAAGGACGAUAAAGGGAACACAAUCGGUAAUUGCAAGAAGGCUAAAUUUAGUUUGGGCUUUGAAUAAUGCUAAUUCUAGCCUAAGAAAAUCAUUAGAUGGUAGAAUAAAAAAAGAUUAUAAUUUUCUUAAUGUGCUUCAAAAUAAUGGUUACUCAAAAGAUGACUUUUGUUCUUAUAAAAAUGAGGUGAUCAAAUCAGUAUGCAAACUAUUAAAAAUUAAUUGUAAUAGUAAAAAUCUAAAAAGAACAUUUAAACGUUGUCAAGUGAUUUUUAGAAAAGAUGAUGCCUCUGUUAGCCAAGUUGAGUUGUUUCAAAAUGAUGUUAUUAUGUUAGACCAAGAAAACAAUCUCAGUAGAAAUACAGAACAGAGUGUAAAGAGAAGAUUGUUUAAUGAUGGUUCUCCUCGAAAAGAAAACAGUCAUGAAACCAAAAAUGUAGAAAAGUUUAGCCUAAAUUUUAAAUAUGAUGAUGUUGAAAACAAAGAACAAGAUUUUAUUAUCCAUAACCCUGAUUUAUUUAAUAGUCCAUUUGAAUUCAAUGAUGAUUACUGCUAUGAAACAAGAGUAGCUGAUAAUGAAAAAGAAAUUAUUUCUAUUCAAAAUAUAAAUAAAACCGAAGAACCAAUUAUUACCUUUAAACGCAAACUAGAAAUUUUCAACACUGGAGAUUUAUUUACACCGAAAAAGAGUUAUAAAUCUAUAGUUGUUUGUACUACACCAGAAGCAGAUUUAAGAGCGUUGCCUAGAAACUCGAAAAACGUGUAUCCCUUAAAUGUUAGAAAUUUAAGUAAUGGAGAUGGAUCAAAAAAGAUAACAGAUUUCAAGAAGUGUACUUUGGUAGGAAUCGUGAAUUUGCAGGACGAAGAGCUGAAACAUAUAAUCCCCAGUAUAGAGCAAAAAAAUGUUUUCAUUUCAGAUGAAAUUAAUGAUUUGUUACGUGAAACGUUUGAAACUGUAAAUAACUCAUGUGUGCUGACCAUUAAGAGGACGUCGCACCGGUCGUUUUCAGCAGUAAAAACACGUCCACGGAAAACAAAGAAAACACCACCAAAAAGUGGUUCUAGAUUAUGCAGAACUGAAUCGAUUUCAUUCAAUGUGGCGUCAAUUGGGUUGAAUACAUCUUCAUCCGUGCUGCGUAAUCUCCAACCGUUUCGCUUGAUGUUGUAUGGGUAA